Messenger RNA from Anopheles maculipalpis, 1676 nucleotides. RefSeq names its product protein escargot. Bases 6 to 1676 code for a protein of 556 amino acids. The transcript is spliced from 2 exons. The record is from RefSeq and is a predicted model, not a curated record. Gene Ontology annotation, molecular function: DNA-binding transcription factor activity; RNA polymerase II cis-regulatory region sequence-specific DNA binding. Gene Ontology annotation, biological process: regulation of transcription by RNA polymerase II. Lineage: Eukaryota; Metazoa; Arthropoda; Insecta; Diptera; Culicidae.
ACACCAUGCCAACAUCGAUCAUGCAGAAAAACUACAGCAAUUGUCCGCUCAAGAAGCGUCCAGUCUUCAUGUCCAAGGAGGAAGCAUUGAAAAAUGACUCAGACGGUGAGAUGGAACCGGAAAAUCUGAGCACGAAACCACAGGACCUCUCGAUGAAGUCCAUGAAGAAGAAGGCUCGCUCGGAAUCGCCCGAGCUGGUCGUGAUCAAGGCGGAGGACACUCUGCCCACACCGCCACCCUCUUCCUCACCUGCGCCCAGUGAUACCAAAUCGCCCCUUUCCAUCCCAACGCCGACCUACGGAUCGCUUCCCUCGAUGUAUUACGCCGGUUCGCGAUCGCCCGCCUCGUUCCCAUCGGUUUAUCCCGGAUUCCCGUACCCGCUGCCAUAUCCGGCCGAUUUCUACAGUGCCUACCACCACCAGCAGAGCCAACAGCCACAGCACCCAGCUGGACUGCCGCACCAGCUCCACCAUCACCACAGCCAUCACCUGCAUCCGCACCACAGUCAGAUCUCGCCACCACGCUCCGAGCCCCUCUCUCCCUACAGUGCCGGCCAGCACGAUACCUCCGCUAGUCCGUCUGCCUCUCCAACGCACCUCUUCCGUCCGGAUCGCCAUUCGCUCUCGCCACCACCUUCGAUGGUUGUUCCGGCCUAUCCGGCUGAACUUCGCAUUAACCAGAACAACAACAUCAUCAAGUCAGAGUCGGCGUUCGUACGGGCACAGCACCGCUACAUGCCUUACCCGUUGCAUCACCCCGCCCAUCACCACCAUCACCAUCAUCUGAUGAUGUCCUCGGUGGCUGAGCAUCCAUCGCUUUCGCCUGCCUCCAGCCAUACCUCGUUCAACUCGUACCUUUCGUCCCGUGGCCGUUCCCUGUCUCCGAUCUCCUCGUCAGCCCCCGCCAGUCCGGGUGCUGAUUCUGAGGAGAACAACAACAGUCUCAGCGUCACCAACGGCAACAGUACCUCGCUUUCGUCCUCGUCCGGAUGUUCGUCGAUCCUUACCGAAAAGUCCACCUCGAGCUCCAACAUCCAGAAGAAGGGUGAGGGCGAAAAGGGUGGCUCGACGCCUUCCAACGGUGGUGGACCACCGCGCUACCAGUGUCCGGACUGUGGCAAAUCCUACUCCACCUACUCCGGACUCUCGAAGCAUCAGCAGUUCCACUGUCCAGCGGCCGAGGGCAACCAGGCGCAGAAAACGUUCGUGUGCAAAGAAUGUGACAAACCGUACAAAACGCUCGGUGCGCUUAAGAUGCACAUCCGCACCCAUACGCUGCCGUGCAAGUGUACCCACUGUGACAAAGCGUUCUCGCGGCCCUGGCUGCUUCAGGGCCACAUCCGCACCCACACCGGGGAGAAACCGUUCGUCUGCAAACUUUGCUCGCGCGCGUUUGCCGAUCGUUCGAACCUGCGUGCCCACCAGCAAACGCACGAGGAUGUGAAGCGCUUCAAGUGUCCCACGUGUACGAAAUCGUUCUCGCGACUUCCGCUGCUAACGAAGCACGCCGAAUCGGGUUGUCCCGGUGGGUCGGGCGGUAGCAGUACAGCCGGAUCGCCCGUUCCAUCGCUAGCGCGUUCGGACAGUCCACAUUCGCAGAGUGCGUCCUGCAACAUCACGGAGGAUAGCUUCAUACCGACCGUGUUACCGCACGGUGGCAACAUUACCGUGUACUAG